AUGGCGUGCCUAUUUUUUUUUCUAUUACUCAUCCAUGGCUCGCUAAUCAAAGACGUAUUUUUGUAUUUUCUUGUGCUACUACCGCGGCAAAGAUGGGUUUCUAGUUACCCCCAAGUUCGCACACGCAAGUGUGCUGUACAAAUCGUUUUAAAAAUGUUUGCCAUCAUGGCGUCCUCACCGAUCAGCUCCAACUUACGACCACAACCAUCAUCUACGGACCUCGACACCACCCCCUCCCACACAUCUGACUCAAGGCUUGUAUUUGAAUCUCAGUCCAUCAAACAACUGAACAAUGAGUGCGAGCCUAUGGGACUGGUCGCUGGCCUCGGCCGACGGCCUGCUCACCACUGAAGAGUGCUCUUUGCUGCUCGACGCCGAUAUCCUCAACACCGACGAUGACCUGCUCAAGACCUUCCCCACCGCGGCGACGAAGCUCGAGGACGGGCUCGAGUACGCGUGCGACGACGUGUCCUCAUCGCUGUACCCGCCGUCGCCGCCGGAGACCAAGCCCUCGCGCUCCGAGCUCGCCCACGACCUGCUGCUGCAGCUAGACAACUCCUGCAAGCAAGAGAACAUAUUCUCGAACUGGCUGGAGGAGAAGGUGGAACUGCCCAUCUUUGAGGCGAUCAGCCUCGCGCCGGCGCCGGCGGCCGUGGCGGUGGCGCCGCGCACCGACGACCUGCUGCGGGAGUUCGAGACCGUGUACGGAGCCGUCGAGCUCACGCACCUCACGCCGCCGCAGAGCCCGCCGCUGCCCGCCACGCAGCUGCUGCAGAGCUACGCGCACCUCGCCGCCGCCCCCGCGCCCCCCGCGCCCGCCCCCGCCCCCGCCCCCGCCGCGUGGCCGCAGCCCGACCUCGAGCGCGCGCUGCAGGACGUGGACGAGCUGGUGCGGCGCCGCGCCGAGCAGCUCACGGACAGCGGCGCGUCCUCCCCGCGCUCCUCGCCGCCCUCCUCCCCGCGCUCCACCAGCGACGACGAGUGGGCCGCGCCCGCGCACCGCGCCAAGCCCUACGCGCGCUCCGACGACCGCCGCUCGCGCAAGAAGGAGCAGAACAAGAACGCGGCCACGCGCUACCGCCAGAAGAAGAAGGCUGAGGUGGAGGUGCUGCUGCAGGAGGAGGCGGCGCUGCGCGGGCGCCACGCCGCGCUCGGCACCAAGUGCAGCGACCUGCAGCGCGAGAUCCGCUACCUGAAGGGCCUCAUGCGCGACCUGUUCAAGGCCAAGGGCCUCAUCAAGUAGCGCGCCCGCGCCCGGGCGCACCGGCGCCGCAGAAUUCAACACGACAGAAGUCCUCAAAGUUUUAUUUUGUUUUACUUUCCAUUCACGUAGAGUAAGCUAAGUACGAUCUUGUAUCACGUCGAGCAGCAAUCAUCACUCAUCAGAUAGUCGAGGGACACAUCUAAAUGUAAGUUCGGGUGGCGCCAUCUUAUCAUCUUUUAUUUCUUGUAUUUAGACGAUAGGUCGCAUUCGUUGUUAUGAAAAUAUGAAAUCAAUCAAUUACAAAUCAAUUAAAUGACUAUUAUAUAUUUUUGACAUGAGAACUUAAUUGUGAAAUAUAUUGCUACUGUUUCGAAUUAAGAUUUGGUCCGUUAGAGUGCAGUUGUCUAUCCAUUAUAUUUUCAUGCAAUAUAAGCAAUGCGACGGCGGAA
This is a messenger RNA of Plutella xylostella (diamondback moth), 1653 nucleotides long. It is a transcript of the gene crc, whose product is annotated as bZIP transcription factor crc. Gene Ontology annotation, biological process: regulation of transcription by RNA polymerase II. Gene Ontology annotation, molecular function: DNA-binding transcription activator activity, RNA polymerase II-specific; RNA polymerase II transcription regulatory region sequence-specific DNA binding. The record is from RefSeq and is a predicted model, not a curated record. NCBI's taxonomy places the organism in Eukaryota, Metazoa, Arthropoda, Insecta, Lepidoptera, Plutellidae. Gene Ontology annotation, cellular component: nucleus.